CCAAUUUCCACUUUUUUCCCAACUACCACCUCUCUUCAUACAAGCUUAGUCCAGUGUCUAGUACCUCAAGUAGUAUGGCCAAGUUUCUUUCCCGCACCAGCGCGGCGCUUCUGCUAGCCAUCGCGCUGCUCUCUCAGCUGCCCACGUCGACCAGCGCGAUUCAAGUGUUCGAAUUGGUGGCCGCGCUGGCGCCAAAGGACGUCCAAGAAAGCCUCGUGGCCCGUCUCUUUGCGCUGGACGGCACCAAGGACAUCUCCGGCGUGACCAUUCUCAUCCCGCGGUCAGAUCCCCUCAGCACAGCGCCCUAUGGCUACGCGUCACUGGACAACUCCACGCGCAAGUACAACCAGGCGCUGUACGACGCGCUCAAGCUCAUGUACAGGGCGGGAAGCUCAAGCGAGGGCGAGUGGUCGACGGCCCUUCUGAACGUCUCUGCUAUCGUCGCCGGCACGCUGUCGGACAUCUGGAAGUUCCAGAUCGUCAAGCAGUACAUCCCUUUCGGCGUCGCCACGCAAAAGUAUUCUAACGGCGGCCCGUGGGAGCUCCCCGCCCUGGAGGGGCAGCCGCUCUGGCUGUCGUACGGUCCACAAUAUGGCGGGACGUGGAACGUGACGGGCAUAUCGCCCCAGCAACAGGCCAGCACGCUGCAGCCCAAGUCCAGCAGCGGCUAUCCGAUAUUCCAGGGCACUCCCUUCGCAUAUUCUUCUCUUGACGCCGGAGACCUCGUGCUUGAUAUUCCGAGCGGCGAGGUGGCGGUGUAUAAGAGCGAUGCGGUGCUUCUGCCUUACAACAUGGAUGCUCUUGCCGCGUAUGCGGGAGCCACCACUUCCAUCUUCAAACUGCUUGCCUUGGUUGGCCUAGCCCUCUGUGCACUUCUCCUGGUGUAACCACUAUAUGUUACGGCUCAUUUAGGUAGUGGUAGCUGCUUUGUAUCCUGGUCGUUGAGCUUGUGAAUGCAAUUCCUAGCUGAAUUGAUGUGCAGUUGUGCUGCUGUAGCUGGAAUACUGGAAGCUGAACAGGAGGCCUUUUCCAGGUAGCUGAUACAGCAGUGCUAACAGUGUUUCUUGCUCUGCUGCCUGUGCCCUAGUGCGAGCCAGCUUAUCUGACAUUUAGACCAUCUAUCUUAUU
Molecule: messenger RNA, 1128 nt
Organism: Closterium sp. NIES-67
Lineage: Eukaryota; Viridiplantae; Streptophyta; Zygnematophyceae; Desmidiales; Closteriaceae
Source: the annotation of a GenBank genome assembly